GUGUUACUAUUGGUAUGUUUGGGUCGAUGAAAGCAAAAAAUAACUGAUUAGUUGUUCUAUUAUAGAACUGAUUAGUUGUUCUACUAUAAUAGAGAGUAUAGGGAAGACUUAUUUUUGUUUUUCUUCGAAAAAGAAUCAAAUUUAGAAAUAUUCAUGGUAACCAGUCGUGCAGAUGAAAUUAGUCAAAUUAUCCGUAAACGUAUUCAGCAAUAUAAUAUCGAAGUAAAAAUUGUAAAUACAGGUACCGUACUUCAAGUAGGCGAUGGCAUUGCUCGUAUAUAUGGUCUUGAUGACGUAAUGACAGGUGAAUUAGUAGAAUUUAAAGAGGGUACUGUGUGCAUUGCUUUGAAUUUAGAAUCAAAAAAUGUUGGUGUUGUAUUAAUGGGUGAUGGUUUGAUGAUACAAGAGGGAAGUUCCGUAAAAGCAACAGGAAGAAUUGCUCAGAUACCAAUAAGUGAGGGUUAUUUGGGUCGUGUUGUAAAUGCCCUAACUAAACCUAUUGACGGUCGAGGAGAAAUUUCAACUUCGGAAUCUCGGUUAAUUGAAUCUCCCGCUCUCGGUAUUAUUUCCAGACGUUCCGUGUAUGAGCCUCUUCAAACAGGACUUAUUGCUAUUGAUUCUAUGAUCCCUAUAGGGCGUGGCCAGCGAGAAUUGAUUAUUGGGGACAAACAAACAGGUAAAACAGCAGUAGCUACAGAUACGAUUCUCAAUCAACAGGGACAAAAUGUAGUAUGGGUUUAUGUAGCUAUUGGUCAAAAAGCAUCUUUUGUGGCUCAAGUAGUAACUACUUUACAAGAAAGAGGAGCAAUGGAAUACACUAUUAUAGUGGCUGAAACAACAAAUUUCCCAGCUACAUUACAAUACCUCGCGCCUUAUACAGGAACAACUCUAUUGCUUUACCCAAUUUCAAGUUUAAGAUUAUCACAAUAG
This is a messenger RNA of Lathyrus oleraceus (garden pea), 930 nucleotides long. RefSeq names its product ATP synthase subunit alpha, chloroplastic-like. Gene Ontology annotation, biological process: proton transmembrane transport; proton motive force-driven ATP synthesis. Bases 154 to 930 code for a protein of 258 amino acids. The record is from RefSeq and is a predicted model, not a curated record. Lineage: Eukaryota; Viridiplantae; Streptophyta; Magnoliopsida; Fabales; Fabaceae. Gene Ontology annotation, molecular function: ATP binding; proton-transporting ATP synthase activity, rotational mechanism; ADP binding. The transcript has a single exon.